UGCAAACCCAUGCUUAAUAGUUGCGACUCGGAUGCAACUGGGUCCUUAGGGUUUAUACACCUCUAGCUCUCCUUCUCACCGACUCGCCGCUGCGCUCUGCCUGAAUCAUCUUUGCUCCGAUCUUCUUUCAGCUUUUUGAAGAGGCUUGCCUAUGUGCUGGAAUGGCCAAUAAUCCUCAAUCUUCUGGGGCACAGCCACUUCGGCCUCCUGCAGUUGGAUCCUUGGGGCCUCAAAAUUUUGGUCCACCAUUAUCUAUGCAGUUUCGACCUGCGGUUCCGGGACAACAAGGACAUCCGUUCAUUCCAGCAGCUUCUCAACAAUUUCGGCCAAUUGGACAAAAUAUUUCUUCACCAAAUAUGGGAGGGCCUUCUGGUCAAAAUCAGCCGCCGCAGUUUUCUCAAGCUAUGCAGCAGUUACCACCUAGGCCAAACCAGCCUGGUCCCAUGGCACCUUCAUCACAGCCAAUUCCCAUGCCAUACAUUCAGCAAAACAGACCUCUUACUUCCAGCUCGCCGCAGCCUAAUCAAACUGCUCCCCCUUUAAAUAGUCAUAUGCCUGGUCUGGCUGGCCCAGGAAUGCCUUUCUCAUCAUCGUAUACUUUUGCACCAGCUUCUUUUGGCCAGCCACAAAGUACUAUUAAUGCAUCAGCGCAGUUUCAACCAAUAUCUCAAAUGCAUGCACCUGUUGGGGGACAGCCUUGGUUGUCAUCUGGAAGUCAGAGUGGUGCCCUAGUUACACCGGUUCAUCAGGCUGGCCAACAGCCUUCUGUUACUGCUGACAUUCCAGCGGGAAAUGUUCCUAACCCAACUCAUCAAUCCUCAUCUGAUUGGCAAGAGCACACAUCAGCUGAUGGAAGAAGAUAUUACUACAACAAGAAGACAAGACUUUCUAGUUGGGAAAAGCCUUUGGAAUUAAUGACUCCAAUUGAGAGGGCUGAUGCGUCAACUGUUUGGAAGGAAUUCACAACUCCAGAAGGAAGGAAAUAUUAUUACAACAAGGUUACAAAGCAAUCUAAAUGGACAAUGCCUGAAGAAUUGAAGUUGGCUCGAGAACAGGCUGAAAAAUCAGUUAGCCAGGAAACUCAAUCUGAAAUGGGUACAACUUCCAAUGAACCUGCUGUUGUUGCUGUCUCCUUGGCCGAAACACCAUCUACUGCAUCAGUUUCGGUUAGCUCUACCACUUCUUCGACAAUAUCUGGAAUGACUUCAAGCCCAGUUCCAGUUACACCUGUUGUUGCAGUUGUUAACCCUCCUCCUGUGGUGGUUUCUGGAACAUCAGCCAUUCCAAUUGCACAAUCUGCUGUAACAACAAGUGCAGUUGGAGUUCAGCCUUCUAUGGGAACUCCUUUACCUGCUGCUGUUUCUGGAAGUACUGGGGUUGCUGCUGCUUUCAUCAAUCCUAACGCCACAUCAAUGACUAGCUUCGAGAAUCUAUCAGCUGAUGCUACAAAUGGAGCUUCUAUGCAGGAUAUAGAGGAGGCAAAAAAAGGAGUGGCAGUUGCAGGAAAAAUUAAUGUGACUCCGCUAGAGGAGAAAACACUUGACGAUGAACCUUUGGUAUACGCUACUAAGCUGGAGGCAAAAAAUGCAUUCAAAGCGCUCUUGGAAUCUGCAAAUGUUGAGUCUGACUGGACUUGGGAUCAGGCAAUGAAAGCGAUAAUUAAUGACAAGAGAUAUGGUGCCCUGAAAACACUUGGUGAGCGGAAGCAAGCAUUUAAUGAAUACUUGGGUCAAAGGAAAAAAAUUGAGGCUGAGGAGAGGCGCAUGAGGCAGAAAAAAGCCCGGGAAGAGUUUACAACAAUGCUGGAAGAGUGCAAGGAACUCACAUCAUCCAUAAAAUGGAGCAAAGCUGUAGAUAUGUUUCAAGAUGAUGAACGGUUCAAGGCUGUUGAACGGUCUAGGGAUCGUGAGGAUCUUUUUGAAAACUUCGUAAUGGAACUUCAGAAAAAGGAAAGGACAAAGGCGCUUGAGGAGCAGAAGCGGAAUAGGAUGGAGUACAGGCAAUUUCUUGAAUCUUGUGACUUUAUUAAGGUGAACAGCCAGUGGCGGAAAGUUCAAGAUCGCCUGGAGGAUGAUGAAAGAUGCUCCCGACUUGAAAAAAUUGAUCGCUUGGAGAUUUUCCAGGAAUAUAUUCGUGACCUAGAGAGAGAAGAAGAGGAACAGAGGAAGAUACAGAAGGAACAAUUGAGGCGUGCUGAGAGAAAGAACCGAGAUGAAUUUCGGAAGCUGAUGGAAGAGCAUGUUGCUGCUGGCACUCUGACAGCCAAAACUCACUGGCGGGAUUACUGCAUGAAGGUUAAAGAUUCGUCACCGUAUCUGGCUGUUGCAUCCAACACCUCUGGUUCAACCCCAAAAGAUCUGUUUGAGGAUGUUGCUGAAGAAUUAGAGAAACAGUAUCAUGAAGACAAAGCUCGUAUAAAGGAUGCAAUGAAGUUAAGCAAAGUUACGAUUGCGUCAACGUGGACAUUUGGAGACUUCAAGGCUGCUAUUUUGGAUGACGUUGGGUCCCCAAACAUUUCAGAUGUGAACUUAAAGCUUGUAUUUGAGGAGCUACUUGAUAGAAUAAAGGAGAAGGAAGAGAAAGAAGCUAAAAAACGUCAACGUCUUGCUGAUGAUUUCAAUGAUCUGUUGCGCUCCAAAAAGGAGAUAACUGCGUCUUCUAAUUGGGAAGAUUGCAAACCACUUUUUGAAGAAAGCCAAGAAUACAGAUCAAUUGGGGAAGAAAGCUUUGGGAGGGAAAUCUUUGAGGAAUACAUUGCACACUUACAGGAGAAAGCCAAAGAAAAGGAACGCAAGCGAGAGGAGGAAAAGGCCAAAAAAGAGAAAGAGAGAGAGGAGAAAGAGAAAAGGAAGGAGAAAGAAAGGAAAGAGAAAGACAGAGAUCGUGAAAGGGAAAAGGGAAAGGAACGAUCUAGGAAGGAUGAAACAGAGAGUGAAAAUGUAGAUGUAACUGACAGUUACGGCUAUAAAGAAGAUAAAAAAAGGGAAAAGGACAAAGAUAGAAAACAUCGAAAGCGUCACCAAAGUGCUGUUGAUGAUGCAAGCUCUGAUAAGGAAGAGAAAGAGGAGUCUAAGAAAUCUAGAAGACAUGGAAGUGAUCGAAAAAAAUCAAGAAAGCAUGCAUACACUCCUGAAUCAGACACUGAAAGCAGGCAUAAAAGACACAAGAGAGAGCACCGGGAUGGUUCCCGAAGAAAUGGAGGUUAUGAAGAACUUGAAGAUGGGGAGCUUGGUGAGGAUGGGGAAAUUCGGUAGUUCCUACUAUCCUAUCUUUAUGGUUUACUAACCUUCAUCCAUUCGCUAGACAUAAGCAUUUCACAGCUUAGUUGAUUACAUAUGAUAGAUAUCAUUGUCAAUUUUCUUUAAUGUUUUUUGAAUUCUUCCAGCCAUUACUUGUGCUUAAGAUCUGUUUCUGAGAUAAGUUAUGCUCUGUCAAUUUUUUAUUGUAGGGUUUAUGAUAACUGCUAUUUUGGUAGGAUGUACAAAGUAUUACUACUGAUUUUUGUAUUGGAGAUGAUGUUUUAGGAUGUCUAUCAUCAUGAUUUGAUGCAAAUAGAUCAUUGAUUAUGUUUUA
Molecule: messenger RNA, 3573 nt
Organism: Vitis riparia (riverbank grape)
Lineage: Eukaryota; Viridiplantae; Streptophyta; Magnoliopsida; Vitales; Vitaceae
Product: pre-mRNA-processing protein 40A
Exons: 29
Coding region: 162-3254 (1030 amino acids)
Biological process (GO): mRNA cis splicing, via spliceosome
Cellular component (GO): U1 snRNP; U2-type prespliceosome
Molecular function (GO): RNA binding; protein binding
Source: RefSeq, a predicted model, not a curated record